Molecule: messenger RNA, 1938 nt
Organism: Penicillium argentinense
Lineage: Eukaryota; Fungi; Ascomycota; Eurotiomycetes; Eurotiales; Aspergillaceae
Product: putative serine/threonine protein kinase
Exons: 1
Coding region: 1-1938 (645 amino acids)
Biological process (GO): peptidyl-serine phosphorylation; autophagy
Cellular component (GO): cytoplasm
Molecular function (GO): ATP binding; protein serine/threonine kinase activity
Source: RefSeq, a predicted model, not a curated record
AUGUCUUCCGUCGAUUGUCUCAGAGACUCCUUCGAGAAGGACCGCAUCUUGGAUGGUCGUUUCCGCACUGUCGCCCCCCUCAACCAUGGAUCUUUUGGUAUGGUGUUCCUUGCGACAGACACUGUCACCGGCCAGGACGUUGCGAUCAAAUGCCUGACCAAGACGGCCUCCGCCGACUCCUCGGCUCCGUUCCCCAUGGAUGAUCAGUUCGAGGAGUUGGAAUGCCACCGCCGCUUUGGCCACCAUGCCAACUUGGUAAACUUGAUCCAUUCGUUCGAGACCGAUCACCACAUGUACCUCGUCUUGGAGUACUGUGCCAACGGUGAUCUAUACGAAGCCAUCCGCCAUGAUCGCGGUCCCUUGGAAACGGAGCAUGUGCGUGACAUUAUGCUUCAGCUUGUCAGUGCAGUUGAAUAUAUGCACGCCAACGGCCUCUACCACCGCGACAUCAAGCCUGAGAACAUCUUCCUGAUGUCUGAUGGCUCGAUGAAACUGGGAGACUUUGGUCUUGCCACUCGCGAGUCGUGGUGCCACGAGGCCUGUGUCGGCAGUGACCGUUAUAUGGCUCCCGAGCAAUAUGAACCUCCUGCCACCGGCUAUUCUCCGGCUCAAGCUGACAUUUGGUCCGUGGGAGUGUGCUUGCUGAACAUUCUGUUUUCCCGCAAUCCUUUCACUUCGCCUUCGGAGUCCGAUGUUUUGUUUGCGGAUUACGUGCGUGACCGCCAGUCUCUGUUCGACAUCUUCCCGAACAUGUCUCAGGACACCUUUGAAAUUCUUACCCAUGCGCUGGCUAUUGACCCAUCGAAACGGUCGUUGUCCGAGGUGCGCGAAUGCAUCUUGCGGACGGUCUCGUUCACAACUGAUGACGAGUCUUUGGAUGAAUUCUGCACCGAGGAUCGUGAGGUUGUCACCGCCAGUGCCAACCGCGAGCCUCUUCGCACUCCCUCUAUCCAGAGCCCUCACAUCAACCAAGGCGAUUCCUUCCCCUGGACCAAGAUGCUGCAUUCUAGCCCUCCCCAAGCUUCUCGCCAGCUUUCCGUCAUCCCGGACAACGAGAGCUACACGGAGGAUCUUUUCCCACCUUCCGAGGUGGCCGGUACAUCUUGGUUCUCCGCGCACCCCGACACUCCGUCUAUGGCAUCUGUUUUGGAUUCCGCGAUGGGUGAGUCUUUCCGCUCGACCAAUCCUCCCAAGACCCGCGGUCACUUCCUUCCCCGAUCCGAUCCGGUUCCUAUCACUGGCUCCCUGCCGAGUCAUGCUACCAAACCUCUGCCAUCCUUGUCGAUGGUUUUUGGCAAGAACUCCACCGAUCAAAUCUCCAAGAGUUGGAGUGAUCUUUGGGACGAGGAGGAAUCUGAGAAUGAGGACCUGGCCCUCCAGCAGCGACAUGAGCAGAACUCUCGCAGCUGGAGCCAGGAGAGUCGGGAGGCCUCCCCGGGUCCCCUUUCCGAACUGCGCGAGCUGGACUCCGCUAUUCCGACCGUCGCCAAUCCUACUACCUCGGAGACUUCCACCUCCGCCUCUGCACCCCGUGCCAUUCGAUCCAUCACCUUCGAGGUUGAGAGCGAUACGGGAACUUCCAGCAGCACGCCACGUCCGAUACACCAGGCCUCUCCCAAGAAAUCCAACUUGGACAAAUGGGCGGAGCUUGGCGACAAACGCCGCAAUUGCAAAACUCGCGAGCCCUUUGGUCUUGCGCGAGCGGCCAACACCUGGCGACGCGAUUGGGGUCUUGGGUCCUCGGGUUUCGACCAUGGAUUCCGGCCCAAGCGAGACUCCCCUCAUCUCGAUCGCCGUCGCCGGUUGUUCCUGGAAAAGGACUGGCGCCACCACGACGAAGUCCCGUCGAAGCCCUUUCCAGUCAAGACUUCAUCCUACGAUACCACCAUCGACGAUGAUCUCGACCUCGUGGGCGGAUGGCACGAUCUGCACCUGUAG